CACCCUUUCUUCCUCCUCUAUAUCUGCAACUUCCCCUUCUUUCUCUUCUUCCUUCAUUCCUUAUUUCCCUCUCCUAUCUCUCUCUUUCUAAAAACAAUAAAUUUUCUUAGUUAUUUCCCAUUUCAAUCAAAUUAAAUUAAAAUUCUGAAAAUGGGAGGAGGUUAUAGAUCAAGGAAGAUGGAAGACGAAGUAGCAAUUGAAGAGGCGGCAUCGGCUGGGGUGAAGUCCAUGGAACAUUUGCUACGCCUUUUAUCAUCGUCAUCAUCACCAUCUUCUUCUUCUGAGUGCAGAGAAGUUACUGAGGUUACAGUUGGUAAGUUUAAGAGGCUCAUCUCUGUUCUCAACCGUACUGGCCAUGCUCGUUUUCGCCGUGCUCCUAAUCUUUCUGUCUCCUCUGAUUCUUCCAAUUCUUCCGACUCUCCUCCGCCCUUUCAACCACCUCCCCCUCACUCCACCAAACCCUUGUUCACACCACCACCUGCACAAACACCAACAACACCGAUUUGUCAACCGGAAAAACCGAUUCCGUUGAGGGUUGUUCGACAGUCGCACAACCACCCGAUGACUUUGGAUUUCACAAAACCGAACCCGAAUACAAAACCAUGUGCGUCGAUUUCGAAUUCGGCGUCCUUUAGUAUAUCUUCAUCGGCGAACUCAUCGUCGUUUUUGUCUACUAUUACCGGAGAAGGAAGCGUGUCUAACAGAAAGCUAUUCGGUGGAUCUGUUUUUGUUCCACCUCCUACAUCGUCGUCUGGGUUUGCUGCUUCUGGGAAACCUCCCCUUUCAACGUCUUCGUCUUCUCAUCAUAAUAAGAGUUGUCACCACCACCACCAAGAGUUUUCCGAAGACUUUUCCGGUAAAAUCUCCGGGUCAACACGGUGUCACUGCUCAUCUAAGCGGAAGAAGUUGAGGGUGAAGAAGACGAUGAGAGUUCCGGCGAUCAGUUCAAAGACCGCCGAUAUUCCUUCUGAUGAUUACUCUUGGAGGAAAUACGGGCAGAAACCUAUUAAAGGAUCUCCUUACCCAAGGGGAUAUUACAAGUGCAGUACAGUAAGAGGAUGUCCGGCGAGGAAGCAUGUAGAGAGGGCAACAGAUGAUCCAACGAUGUUGAUUGUAACUUAUGAAGGAGAGCACCGUCACUCUCCUAUACCUGCAUCACACGAUAACAUCUCUCAUCACAUGGUCCCCACCACCGCUACACCAGCAUGGUUGGUCCCUUUGCAGUCGCACCCUAUUUUGACUUUGUCUGACUGAGAAUAAAGCCUACUCAAAUAGGAGAAGGUUAAUUUAGGAAUUUUCGAGGACUUGUUCCUAUUUUAUUUUUUGAAUUAAUUUUGUUGUAAUCUUGUAGGCUUGUAGCAGUAGUAGUCAAUGUGUAAAUUACUGCUAUGUCGACUAAUGCGGUAGUCUAAUAGGGUUUUUCUUUUUACCAAAAGAAAACUGAGCUGGUGAGAAGUCAAAAGUGGUGGGGGUAUUGUUGUAAAUUGAGAAAGAGACGAAAAAAAGAAAGGAGUGGUGGUGGGGUUAGGUUAGUGGGUGGAAUUUGGUCAAUUGAUUCUGAGUAAUGGUGGGGGUUAUUAAUUAAUGCAAAGUUUGACAUUUUUCACAUCUA
This is a messenger RNA of Spinacia oleracea (spinach), 1612 nucleotides long. RefSeq names its product WRKY transcription factor WRKY51. Bases 151 to 1254 code for a protein of 367 amino acids. The record is from RefSeq and is a predicted model, not a curated record. Gene Ontology annotation, molecular function: sequence-specific DNA binding; DNA-binding transcription factor activity. The transcript has 2 exons. Gene Ontology annotation, biological process: regulation of DNA-templated transcription. Lineage: Eukaryota; Viridiplantae; Streptophyta; Magnoliopsida; Caryophyllales; Amaranthaceae.